Molecule: messenger RNA, 5055 nt
Organism: Photinus pyralis (common eastern firefly)
Lineage: Eukaryota; Metazoa; Arthropoda; Insecta; Coleoptera; Lampyridae
Product: multidrug resistance-associated protein 4-like
Exons: 11
Coding region: 1047-4955 (1302 amino acids)
Biological process (GO): transmembrane transport
Cellular component (GO): membrane
Molecular function (GO): ATP binding; ATP hydrolysis activity; ABC-type transporter activity
Source: RefSeq, a predicted model, not a curated record
AGAAGAAAUAAAAAUGACUGACAUCUAAAAUGUGUGAUGACUGUAAUUGCAUUAUUGUUCAAAUUUAUUCAUCUAUUCAUCAAAGCAACAUUAAUAAAAAAAAGUACAUACAAUGUACAGGUUAACAAUGACAUUGAAACAACUAAAAAUAUACAGAGUGUUCUAUUUUAAACAAAGUAAUUUGUGUACACCGUAAAAAUGGGACAGCCUCUACAUUCAAAAACAACUUCUAUAGAUGCGCAACAAUCAAUGCUUGACAUUUGCAUAAAAUGUUUUUUAGAGUUUUUUGCUCAAGGUGAAAAAUCGAUGUUGGCUGCACAUUGUCGUCCGUCCGUCUAUCCGUUCGUCUGCUACACGUACUACUUCUACACGACUGAACCGAUAUGGCCCAUUUGAAAGGGCUUGGUGUAAGGACCCCGCGCCUACAGAUAUUUUUGGCACGAUUACCCUGGGUAUUUUUUAGUCAAAAAUUUGGGUUAUCGCAUUUACAAUGCUAACUUUUUUAUUUAUGAAAAUAUUUAAAUGAAACUGUAUAUUUAAGCACUACAAAUAUAAGUAAAACUAGCGAACUACAUGUUGUAUAAGAGCUUACUUUAGUAAAGUACGUUUUCAAGAGUUUUCACCAUAUGAUAGCUGAUACGAGUAUUAACCAGGCAAGGAACUAAGUUUCGUACCGCCUAUGGUGGCCGAAAAACCACCAGUUAGCGACAUUUUCAACGAUAUUACCAUUGGAUUCUGAGUGACAACUAUAUAAAUUGAUCGCUAUAAUUAUUGCCAAGCAUAAUUUGCACGAGAUACUGGCAUCACUAUCUUUAAUCUCCAAGCUCUGCACUGAUAACAUCAGAUUCCCUUAAAUACUUUCCCAGUCGAUAUCGCGCAAAAAUGUGAUAAUUGCAAUCAAAGGCCACUAUUCAUUUGCGAUAAGCCAUAUCGAAACUUCUCACAUUUUAUAAUUACACCUUGUAAUUGUUAUACGUAAGUAGUCAAAGGAAAUUUAAAUAGUGAAUAGAAAAAGCAAAACCCAACUUUAGGUAGUGUCCUGUAAUAUGGAUUUGGGUCUUUAUAAAACAGUUCAACCAAAUCCAAGAGAAGAUGCGAGCAUUUUUUCAAUUGCGACUAUGUGGUAUACAAUACCAACAUUCCUCAAGGGACGCAAGAGAGACCUGGAAGUAUCCGACUUGCAUCAAACUUACUCAAAGCAUAAAUCAAAGCUACUUGGUGAUAAAAUCGAAGCAAUAUGGUUAAAGGAGCAAGCAUACGCCUUAAAGUCGAAGAAACAACCCUCCCUCAAGCGAGUGCUAAUCAAAAUGUUUGGGUUUGACUUUGUGCUCCUUUUUAUAUUUUGCCUUGUGAUGGAAUUUGCGGGCAGAACACUACAACCCUUACUGCUGGGACAAUUGGUUGAUUACUAUAAGCCCGGGCAAACCUCCAUGACAAAAACCGAAGCCUAUGGAUUUGCUGGCGGAGUCGUAGCAUGUUCACUGCUGCAAGUCUUGAUAACUACGCCGUACAUGACGGCGCUUUUCCAUAUCGGGAUGAAAAUGAGGGUCGCCUGUUGCUCGCUGCUUUAUCGAAAAGCGUUAAAAUUGAGCCAAUCCGCUCUUGGGGAGACUACUAUUGGCCAAAUGGUAAACUUAUUGUCGAAUGACGUUAACAGAUUUGAUACUUCAAUCAUCUUCGCCCAAUACCUGGUAGUGGCCCCACUACAAGUUAUAGUAGCAACUUACUUUAUGUACCAAGAGGUUGGCAUUUCGGCUGUAAUAGGUGUCGUCGUUUUGUUGCUGUUUGUACCUUUACAGUAUUGUUUAGCGAGACUUAUUGCAAAAUUUAGGUACAAAACUGCCUAUAAGACCGAUGAAAGGGUACGUUUAAUGAAUGAGGUCGUUUCUGGUAUACAGGUCAUUAAAAUGUACACAUGGGAGAAACCAUUUGCCAAAUUCGUCGCGCUGGCUCGCAGGGCGGAAAUCAAAUUUAUACGAGGAGUUUCCUUUCUGCGUGGUAUCAUUAUGUCGUUCUUCAUAUUUUCGAGCCAAGUAUGUCUCUUCGUUACAAUUUUGGCUUACAUAUACUUUGGGGAACAAAUAACAGCAAAGAAGGUUUUCGUGCUCACCGCCUUUUAUAACGUCAUACGUUUAAAUAUGUGUAACCUUUUCGCGCAAGCUGUGGCCCAAGUGUCCGAGGCUAAAGUCUCAAUUAAACGUCUCAAUGAGUUUUUGGUACGUGACGAAAAACCACCAACGCCUUUACAUGUAAGCAAAAAAGCCAAACAGAACGGAAACGCGAACGAAUUUUCAACUGAGGAUGAAUCCAAUUAUGCAAUCGAGGUGUGUAACGGUGAAGCGAAAUGGAACGAUUCAUACAGCGAAAGUACGUUUGAAAAUCUCAACAUCAAAAUAAAACCAGGUUCUGUUGUUGCUGUAAUUGGACCAGUUGGAAGUGGUAAAAGCAGCUUACUGCAGUUGAUCUUAAAGGAGCUGCCUUUAAGGAAAGGGAGCCUAAAGGUGGACGGAAGAGUUAGUUAUGCAUCUCAAGAGCCUUGGAUUUUCACGGGAAGCGUCCGUCAAAAUAUACUGUUCAACAAAACUUACCAUAAAUUUCGUUACAAGCAUGUCGUGAAUAAGUGCUCUCUAAUACGCGACUUUACACUUCUUGCAAACGGCGACAAAACGGUAGUAGGUGACCGGGGGGUGUCUCUAAGCGGUGGACAACGUGCGAGAAUAAAUCUGGCUCGAGCUAUUUAUGAAGAGGCAGACAUUUACUUGUUAGACGAUCCACUUUCAGCGGUCGACACGCAUGUUGGAAAAGACUUAUUCGAUAAAUGCAUCAAUGGAUACUUGAAAGGGAAGACCGUGCUUCUCGUAACCCAUCAAUUGCAAUUUCUGAAAGAUGUCGAUAGUAUAAUUAUUCUCGAAAAUGGAACCGUGAAGGCACAAGGAACUUUUGACGAACUGCAAGAGUCCGGUUUAGAUUUUGCCAAGCUACUAAAACGUGAUGAUGAGAAAGAAGAGGAAACAGAAGAACUGGCACGUCCGGCUUUUAUAAAUAGAUCAAAUUCAAUCAUGAGCGUCAUAUCGACCGAAAACCAAGAUUUCGCAACACGCACCGAAGAAAUUACUAAAGGAACAGUUUCUUUGGAUAUUUACAAAUCUUACAUCAGUGCUGGUGCAAACUGGUUCUUUAUUAUAUGCGUUAUUGGUUUAUUCCUAGCUACACAACUGUCGUCCAGCUUCGGAGACGUUUUCAUAUCAAAAUGGGUAACGGCGGAAGAAGGUCGUUUAACUAAUGCCACGACUUCGCAGACACGCGAGCCUGACGACUUCUGGAGCUUUUCCACCGAAACCUAUGUAUACACCUAUAGUGGUAUAACGGUUGCGACAGUCGUUUUAACACUGACACGUUCUAUGUCUUACUUUACCGCCUGUAUGAGAUCUUCGGUUAAUUUACACGAUAACAUGUUCAAUAGUAUUAUUAGGGGGACAAUGAGGUUCUUCAAUACAAACCCUUCUGGACGGAUUCUCAAUCGUUUCGCAAAGGAUAUGGGCGCUAUUGACGAAUUACUACCAACUGCGAUGCUUGAUUAUGUUCAGCUUUCCCUAAUGGUGUUGGGAAUUAUUGGUAUUAUCUCGUCGGUUAAUCCUUGGCUUUUGAUACCCACUGUAGUAAUAGGGGUCAUAUUUUACUUUAUUAGGAAGUUAUAUUUGACCAUAAGUAGAAGUGUAAAACGCUUAGAAGGUAUCACUAGAAGUCCGGUUUUUGGUCACCUGAAUGCUACACUUCAAGGACUAACAACCAUCCGUUCCAUUAGGGCAGAAUCUACUUUGAUUGAGGAAUUCGAUAACCUUCAAGACUUACACAGUGUGGCAUGGUUUCUCUUUAUAUCGACAUCUCGAGCCUUCGCUUACUGGUUGGACCUGAUCUGUGUGAUUUACAUCUGUUUAGUAACGUUCAGCUUUCUGAUUAUGGACGACUCCAUUUCCGGAGGAAACGUCGGUUUGGCGAUCACUCAAUCUUUGGGAUUAGUGGGAAUUUUUCAAUGGACCAUUAGACAAUCGGCCGAAAUGGAAAACCAAAUGACAGCAGUAGAGCGAGUGUUAGAAUACAACAAAAUAGAGCACGAGAGAACGGUUAAAAGUGAGAAGCUGCCGGAGUCCUGGCCCGAAAAAGGCGAAGUGAAAUUUGUCGACGUAUAUUUGAAUUACUUCCUCGAGGACCCACCGGUGCUUAAACACUUAUCCUUCCAUAUCAAACCCUUGGAAAAGGUUGGGAUAGUUGGUAGGACUGGAGCGGGAAAGUCUUCACUUAUUAACGCCCUGUUUCAACUUACUAAUACCGAAGGACAGAUUUUGAUUGACGGUAUUGACAUAGGAAAAAUGAAACUGCACGAUUUAAGGGCAAAAAUAUCGAUUAUCCCUCAGGAACCCGUGCUCUUUUCGGGUAAUAUGAGAAAAAAUUUGGACCCAUUUGACGAGUACUCGGAUGAGGCCUUAUGGAAGGCGCUGGAAGAUGUGGAACUGAAGAGUGCGAUUGCAGAGCUUAAUUUAGGUUUAAAUUCCGUUGUGACCGAAGGUGGUUCCAAUUACAGCGUAGGUCAGCGGCAGCUAAUCUGCUUAGCAAGAGCCAUUUUGAGAAAUAACAAGGUGCUGAUAUUAGACGAAGCAACCGCAAAUGUUGAUCCUCAAACCGACGCACUUAUACAGAAAACGAUAAGAAAGCAAUUUUCCCAAUGUACUGUACUUACAAUAGCUCAUCGAUUAAACACCGUCAUGGAUUCUGAUAAGAUUCUAGUGAUGGAUGCCGGAACUGCGGUUCAAUUUGAUCACCCCUACACACUGUUGCAGAAUGAAAAGGGGAUAUUUUACGGUAUGGUUUUGCAAACUGGACCGGCAAUGACGGAAACUCUAACCAAAGUGGCCAAAGAGAGUUAUGAAAGGACUUUAACCAACGAAUCAAAUUAAUUGCAAGGUAACGAAGACUGUUUUUAGUGUAGUGUCGGAUAAUCGCAAAUACCUGUGUUAAGUCGUAUGUCUAAGUUAUUACAUAUAGCUAUGUCUUUUU